AUGUUUUCUCAUUUCUCAUUUCAUGCUAGAAGGAAUGUAAAGGUCUGUUAGAAAUUUUCAGAACAUUUCAGAACAGCCUGCUUUAUAUGCAACACUCUAAUACCUGCAGUUGAAUGCAUUCAUGGAGAAAGAAAGGUAAUUAGAAAGAAAAAGUGUUUGUUUUCACAGAAAGGUAGGCGAUAUCCCUUUUGUUUUUGUUUUUGGCUGACCCACCUAUUACAGUCUGGCACGUGAGGAAAAGAAUAAUGGCAUUUUUUUAUUGUUCUACUCAUAUGACAAAUGCAAACAUUCCUGAGCUCCUCCUAACUGCACGGAAGCACCUGUAUGAAUUGCGAAAUUUAACAGAUGCUAGAGAGAAUAUAAAGCAUGGAGAGAGACCUAAUGGGAACAACAGCAACACAUUAGGUGCUUGUGUACAACAUGAUCUGGAUCAUUAGCUUCUUGGCUUUGGUUGCUUCCACUCUGGGAUGUGGGGUGCGUCAAAUGGAGCGUCACCUGGCAGGUGAAAUUGACAAAAGAUCUAUAAGUGCUGCUCGAGCUCUAUCAAGUGUUAGGGAUCUGCCAAAUGUACCAAAUGUAGUUGGGGGAGGUCCUGCAGGUAUUAUUCAUGGAAACGAGGCACACUCUUGGCCCUGGCAGGUCUCUAUCCAGACAUCCAGAGGUCAGCAAUUCUGUGGUGGUACCCUGAUCAGCAAAAACUGGAUCCUCACUGCUGCCCACUGUUCAGUUCAGCCUAGAAAUGACUAUGUGGUCCUUGGACAGUAUGACCGUGGUUCCAAUAAUGAAGAUAUUCAAGUCAAGAAAAUUUCCAAGGUCAUCACCCAUCCUGACUACAAAAAACAGACCAAGUACAACAAUGAUGUUGCACUACUGAAAUUGUCCAGUCCAGUACAGAUGACGUCCCGUAUCUCUCCUAUAUGUCUGUCGAGCUCCUUAACCAGCAUCCGCCCUGGGACUCUUUGUGUCACCACUGGCUGGGGCGCAACUGAAACUGUCUCAAAUCCUCGAAUUCUGCAGGAGGCCACUGUGCCAAUAGUGAGUCAAGCUCAGUGUAGGCAGUUUUGGCAUAGGAUCAGUAUAACAGAUGCCAUGAUCUGUGCUGGAGCCUCUGGAGCCUCAUCUUGUCAGGGUGAUUCUGGUGGUCCUCUGAUGUGUGAGAGUUCAGGUGUUUGGUACCAAGUGGGCAUCGUUUCCUGGGGCCACGAAUCCUGCAGCACUGACCGUCCAGUAGUCUACACCCGUGUCUCUUACUUUCGCCAAUGGAUCAAUGAAAUUAUUAGAUUCAGCUAGAGCACCAGCUUAAGUCUCAUGCCUCACAGUUUUUUUUUUUUUUUGUCUGAAUAUUUAUUCAUUAGUCCAGUGAUAAAAUUGUGUCUUCAUAACACUGUUACUGCUAUGAAAAUAACUCAUGACAUAAUGCCAACAGAAUUAUUAAAAGCACUUUAUAACUUAUUUAUCCACAAUGUUUCAUUUUAAUUACCUAUUGAUUGUGCUGAACUUAUGUAUGCAUACAUACUUAUGGCUGAAUAAAUAUUA
Molecule: messenger RNA, 1536 nt
Organism: Sinocyclocheilus rhinocerous
Lineage: Eukaryota; Metazoa; Chordata; Actinopteri; Cypriniformes; Cyprinidae
Product: chymotrypsin-like protease CTRL-1
Exons: 7
Coding region: 421-1290 (289 amino acids)
Biological process (GO): proteolysis
Molecular function (GO): serine-type endopeptidase activity
Source: RefSeq, a predicted model, not a curated record